This is a messenger RNA of Lathyrus oleraceus (garden pea), 654 nucleotides long. RefSeq lists its product as uncharacterized. The record is from RefSeq and is a predicted model, not a curated record. The coding region runs from base 1 to 654 and encodes 217 amino acids. The transcript has a single exon. Lineage: Eukaryota; Viridiplantae; Streptophyta; Magnoliopsida; Fabales; Fabaceae.
AUGGCAUACAUUCUUCUAUAUGUCGAUGACAUCAUUCUCACCACAUCCAGUGAUGAUCUUCGGAAAUUCAUCAUGAUGCUCCUUGCUUCAGAAUUUGCCAUGAAGGAUUUGGGCCCUCUUAGCUAUUUUCUAGGCAUUGCAGUAACCAGACAUACAGGUGGUAUCUUUCUUUGUCAGAAAAAUUAUGCAGCAGAGAUCAUUGAUCGGGUCGGCAUGUCAUCUUGCAAAUCGUCUGCCCCACUUGUUGACACCAAACAAAAACUCAGUGUCUCAUCAGGUGUUCCGCUUGAGGACCCCACUCAUUAUCGGAGCCUUGCAGGUGCUUUGCAGUAUCUCACAUUCACUCGACCAGAUAUUUCAUAUGUUGUCCAGCAGAUAUGCCUCCACAUGCAUGCUCCGAAAACAAAACAUAUGAAUGCUCUAAAACGCAUUCUGCGUUACCUACAAGGCACUCUGCAUUUCGGCUUACAUUUGUACCCUUCAUCCAUCUCUAGUCUUACUUCCUACACUGAUGCGGAUUGGGGUGGUUGUCCUGACACAAGGCGCUCAACAUCUGGUUACUGUGUCUUUCUUGGUGAUAAUCUUAUCUCGUGGUCAUCUAAACGACAACAUACUCUCUCCCGUUCUAGUGCUGAAGCUGAAUAUAGAGGGUAG